Alternaria incomplexa is the source of this 462-nucleotide messenger RNA. RefSeq lists its product as uncharacterized. The record is from RefSeq and is a predicted model, not a curated record. NCBI's taxonomy places the organism in Eukaryota, Fungi, Ascomycota, Dothideomycetes, Pleosporales, Pleosporaceae. The coding region runs from base 1 to 462 and encodes 153 amino acids. The transcript is spliced from 2 exons.
AUGGAAUAUGUACCAAUGGUGUUGCCCAGGGACUGGCCACAGCAACUGAACCCCGUGCCAAGCCAGCCGCAAGCCCAAUUCCCCAGCAGCCUUGGUUACACACCGACCAUGUCAGCGCCAAGCGACACGUUGCAAAAGUCCACAGAUACUAUAGGAUCGCCCGCAGCCAGCAGCCCAAGCGACAUCAAAGACGAAGACACUGUAACACUUUCGCCAUCAUCCUACUUCUGGAACGAGAUGACCCUACCAAGCUGUUCAGACGCCUCUGGUACCUGUCAAUGCGGAGAUGGCUGCGCAUGCGUCGGUUGUCUUACACACGGCGGUCAUACCGGUGAACCUCUGGAGGACCCAACACCGACGACGACGGCAGAGAAUGGCUCUUUUCUCGGUUUUGACCCGAGUCUGGCCCUCAACAUGAAUGACCCGGCGGACUUUCUCAGCUUCAAUCCGGACCCGAGUUGA